Oryzias melastigma (Indian medaka) is the source of this 7865-nucleotide messenger RNA. It is a transcript of the gene mphosph8, whose product is annotated as M-phase phosphoprotein 8. The coding region runs from base 341 to 5788 and encodes 1815 amino acids. Gene Ontology annotation, molecular function: protein binding. The transcript has 9 exons. Lineage: Eukaryota; Metazoa; Chordata; Actinopteri; Beloniformes; Adrianichthyidae. The record is from RefSeq and is a predicted model, not a curated record. Gene Ontology annotation, cellular component: cytoplasm; nucleus.
CUGUAGAAAAAAAAUAAAUUUUAUGUUGUCGGAGCUCGUUUGACAUAAAAACUUUUCCUAAAUGUAACAAAAACAUGUUUACUAACAUAGAGUAAGGAGGUAAAUUGAAAAUAAAAGUGAGUAUGAUUUGAGGCUCAGCAGUCGAAGCCAGCACUUGAACGCAGCAUUAGGAGGAUGGGCGGUAGCUCGUUGGCUUGGGUACAGCCCACUGAGGAGCUGCAGAGAGCGGAGCACACAGUGCCGCCAGGUGCGGUGUCUUUUUACCUCUCAACAUUGCGGCCCGUUGAGUGUCGAAUACGAAAAUAGCGUGAAAAAUAGAAACUCUUAAAGCCCAGCAGCCAUGGCGGCUGAAACCAACAAAGUCGAGCCCGCGGACAGCGAACAGGACGAAGAAGAAGAUGUGUACGAAGUGGAAAGGAUCAUAGACAUGCGAGUGGAAGAGGGUGAAGUGCUUUAUAGAGUGCGUUGGAAGAAUUACUGCUCUGACGACGACACCUGGGAGCCAGAGGCUCACCUGGAGGAUUGUCGGGAGGUCCUCCUGACUUUCAAGAAGCAUUUAACUGAAGCGAAAGCCAAGAAAGAAUCGGAGGUAAAGAAGAGUGUGAAACCGCUGCCGUCCAAGAGUGAGCUGUUCGAUGCAGACUCAGAGAGCGACAGUGACAAAGACCGUCCCACUGAUGCGCCCAUCAAGAAGAAGAAGAAAAAGAAGAAGAUUCAAGACGAGGACGAAGAAACCCAGUUGAAGGAGAAAAAGAAGAAGAAAAAAGACAAACGUAGAGAGGAACUUAAACCUCUUCCUGCACCAGACACAGAUGAUGAAGAGGAGAGCGUGCUGACCCCGCCUGCUUUUACGAAGGAGAAAAAGACUGUAUUAAAGAAGCGGGUUGCAGACUCUGACGAGGAGGACGAGUCUCUUCCCUUUAAAAAGCACAAGAAGGACAAAGAAAAGGGCGAAGGAAAGCAAAAGAGGGAGAAAUUAGAGGAAGGGAAGAAAAAGAAAGGAAAGAAGGAAAGAAAAAUUGAAACGUCUGAAGAUGAGAUCACUGCUCCAUUAGCAGAUGAUCUUAGUGAAGGCCCUUCAGAGUCACAACUAGAGGAACCGGCAUCGACAGAAACUUCAACAAAAGCAUUUGACAAGACUGCUGCAGAGGAAAAGUCCAAAUUAAAGAAGGGUAAGUGUGAAGUUAGGCUUCAGGGCAUCAAAGAUUUUGUUCAAGACAGGAAGAAUAAAAAGCCAGAGAGCACCCUAAAGGAAGGCACCCUCCAAAAAAUCAAAAACCUCACUUCUAAAAGCAAAGAUGAUAAUGCGCCGCAGUCAGACUCCAGCGAUGGCUCCACCCUACAUAAGAAGUCCAAAAGCAAAGGGAGCGAGAGCUCCUCCAUUCAGCCAAAAGUCCCUUCUUCCUCAACAUCCUCCUCCUCCUCCUCGUCCUCGGUCACCGCUGCAGCCACCCCCAAGACUAAAGAGGAGGAAACGAGCAAAGAGGACAUGCUGGGGCAGAAGGAUGCUAGUGGCUCAACUAACCUGUUUGAGAAGUUCCUGUUAAACUGUGAGGCAAAGGACCGAGCUCCCCGCAGGCCGCCGACCUCCAGCGCAGAGAAGAGCACCAGCAAACCCACAAAGUUGAUAGGAAAGAUUGAGAAGAAUCCCAAAGCAUCCAAAGAGCCUCUUUCUCAGAAAGCAGAGCCUGAGAAGACUGAAAGGACCAAGCAGUCAGAGGUUUCUAGACCUGGGCAGAGUUACGGCUUCAGCCUCGACAGUGAUGAGCGGGACGAAGAAUUUACUGGAAAAUCGCGGCCUGGAGACGAUUCCCGGGAGCGGAAAGAUAGGUCAGAAGAACCACAGCGUCCAGCCUGGGAGAAGAGAACCCCGGCUGAUGACAGGAGAAGGAGAGCAGAGGACAGUGAGCCCAGACUCUACUCAGCAUGUGAUGAAACUCAAGACCCAGCAGAAGGCACAGACAGAACGGACAAAAGUCAAGCCACUUUGAGUCUAGGAAUGGAUCUGAACCUAGACUGGAUGACUCUGGAUGACUUCCAGAAGCAUCUGAAUGGAGAAGAUGAGAUCUUGUCAGGUCCACCACUAUCACCAAGUGAGUUGCGAGAUGCUGUGAAAAGUGGCGACUACAUGGCUGUCAAGUUGGCGCUGAAUUCCAAAGAGGACUACAAUCUUGAGCAAGAGGAUUGUGCUAUUGGUGAGAGGAAGGCAUUUGAAGGAGAGAAGAGCUCGACUGAAGAGCAAGGCUCAAGUGACGCUCUGACAUUCACCUCUAACCUUGAUUGUGCAAGAAAAGAAGAUGUUGCUUCAGAAGCUAAAGAGAAUAUCUCACUAGAUUUAGGUGUCCCACAAAACAUUAACAGUAUGCCAAGCUGUUCUGAGCAAUCAAUGAAGAAGAGCAAUGAAAACAACCAAACUGGAAGCAAUGCAAAAUACAAAGCAGAGAACUUACCCAGCACACAUGAAAGCCAAGAAAAAAACGAUCCGAAAACUGUAGAAGAAAAAUCCUUUGGUGUUUUAUCAACCAAUAAGUGUUGGACCAAAGAGGACAAAGAGAUCAUAAGAAAAGAAGAUGAUGGACGAGAAGAGGACACGACAGACAAAGAAAUGUCUCCUGGUGCAGCCAAUAAAUUAGAUGAAAAAGCAGAACAUGUAAUUAUAGGUAAAUCAUGUGGCACAAACCAGGAAUUUUCCCAGUCAGGCAAAGAAGGGAUUAAAAAACCAUCACUUCGACCAAGAAAAACAAUGCAAAUCCAACAACCAACGAGAACAAGUCUAAGGACACGCAAAAAAGUUCUUUAUACAAAGCCUUCCAAAGCAAAAAAAGAAAAAGGUAGAUCAUGGAAAAAACAUGUUUGCUUGUAUUGCAAAAUGGCUUUUAAACAACUGGCAAAGCAUUUAGAACAGAAACAUUCAGAAGAAACUGAUGUUUCCAAUGCAAUACGCUUGCCCAAAGGUUCCAAAGUCAGACAAAAACUGCUUGAUCAAAUUCGGAACAAAGGGAAUUUUGAGCUGCCCCACGUUCUCGAAGAUGAUAAAGAAGAAAUUGUGCCCAAGAUGCAUCUGGAGAAACCCAUCUCAUCCGUCCGUGACUUUCUACCUUGCCAGUUUUGUUUUGCAUUGUAUCGCAAUACAGAUUUGUGGCGUCAUGAACGAUCAUGUAAGGUUUCAAAAGAAGUUAAAAGUUCUGAAAACUCAAAAACAACCAAGGAAAAAGAAUUUGCUUCUGGACUGCUUCCAGUGUCCGAUUUCUUAACUGAAACAUGCAAUGAAAUCAUCAACGUCAUGCACCAAGAUGAAAUCUCCAGACAUAUCAGAACAGACCCUCUAAUCUGUAAAUAUGGCAAUGCACUGUCUGUAAAAUAUGCUAAUGACAAGUCCCAGUUUUCUUAUAUUGCACAAAAGAUGAGAGAAUUGGGUAGAUUUGUGCUCGCUGUAAACGAACUUGAUAAGAGUGUUAAGUAUUUGCAUGAAGUAUGUCUACCAUCUAGGUUUGAAUUGGCUGUUGAAGGGGUCAAAAGGGUUGGUGGGUUUGACCCUAGUUCCAGUAAGUUCAAAACCAUUUCCCUUGUCACUAAGAUUGGCUACUCUUUAAAACGAGCGGCAGAAAUCGCUUUUGGAGAAAGUCGCAUGACAGAAGACCGCAAAACAGAAGAUGAAGUGAAAACAUUCAUACAGCUUCUUGAUACAAAAUGGAACGAGUCUUUUUCUCGUAAAGUAAUUAUACAGUCUGUGAAACAAGAAGUUAAGAAAGUGGAAAUUGAUAAAUCAACUGUUACAGAAGAUUUGGUGAAACUCCACAAAUUUAUUACCUCAGAACAGGAUUCAGCAACCAAAGACCUGAAAGAAAGUCCAAGCAUGUCAACUUGGAAAAAACUCUGUGAAGCCACUUUAGCUGAUGUGUGUCUCUUCAACAGGGGAAGGGUGGGAAACAUUGGGAGACUCCUCCUUCAGACAUAUGCUCAGAGAAAGAUCAAAGGCACAUUUAUACCCUCUGCAGAUCAAGUCAGAAAAAUCACUAAACUCGAAGAAGCACUUGGUUCCACUUUUACAAGACUAGAACUUGAAGGUCAAUAUGGAAGGAACAUGUUAGUUUUGCUAACGGACAGGAUGGCUUCAUCACUUGACUUACUUGUUGAAAGUAGAGAUCAAGCAGGUGUGUCAAAAACAAACCCAUACCUGUUUGCUAGGACUGAAGGUCCAUCCUUCAUUAGAGGAUUAGAUUGUUUUAGAAGGUCUGCCGUGGAGUGUGGCGUUAAAAACCCGGAAGCACUACUUUCAUCUUCAUUAAGGGACCAAGUUGCCACCUGCUGGCAGCUUAUGAGCCUCAGGGAAAGUGAAUUGGAUGACGUUUCAAAGAUUGUGGGAAGGAGCAGCCAAGAAUGUCACAUUCUUUCACAAAAUACAUCCCAGCUAGAGGAACUGAGUAAACUACUUCUGAAAAUGGAUCGAACACGACCAUCAAGUCCAGCAAAUACUACAAAAGAGGGCACAGGACGGAAACCUCUCAAAAGAAGACCUUGGAGUGAGAAGGAACAGGCUGCUGUAAAACAUUACUUGAGUGAAUUUAUCUCAAGUAUGAAAGUUCCAGGCAAAAAAGAAUGCAAUGCUUGCAUAGCUGCUGAACCAGAUCUUGAACAAAGAUCUUGGACUGAUGUCAAAAACUACAUCCACAACACACUACAAACACUACGGAGGAGAAAGAACCAACAAAAGCCUGACAAGACGGUAGAUGUUUCAAACCCAAAGAGUCCGAAAGCUGCUGUCCAAAACACCAACGAAGUGACAGAGGAAACAAGCAUCUUUACCAUGACAACAGUGAAUCCAGAUCAACUGAGUGAAAGUCCAAACUGUUGUAUAGCAGUUUCAUUGCCUAAUUUAAGAGAAUCACUACCAUUUUCCCAUGACAUGACCUCAAGUUAUUCAUCCAUGUGUUCCACCAAUAUUGACAUGUUACAUACAAAUCAGUCAUUGUUGUCGAGCUUCACUCCCCUGAAUUCAACUGAUAAUCAAGUGGUCCCUACAUUUACCCCACAUAACACCACUGAUUCCCUAAUGUCUGUUUACGCACCAGAGAAUGGUGGAAGUCUGUCAAUGUCUUCUUUAUACACACAGAACACAUCGUGUUUAUUACCACCACCUUUGUAUAGCCCACAUGACAUUACACAUUCACCAAUGAUUCCUUCUUUCACUACAUUUAAUCCCCCAAGUACUUCAAUGGUUCCUACAUACACAGACCUAAAUGUUUCAAGUGCAUCGAUGCCCAUCAAUAGCUUCUCAACUCUAAAUGACAGAUGUAGACCAUUUGUGUCUCCAUUUACAUCUCUGAACCAUUCAAACACCCCAGCUUAUCCCACAAACCCACACAGGACACCAACGGUUGCACAGGUUGUUCCGUCAAUUCAUACCCCUUGUGCUUCUGACAGUACACUAGUGGUCCAAGAAAACAAACAGAUGUGCUCCCCAGAAAGUCAAGUCAACCCAACUGUCAAGACUCAAAAGAGGAGCAAAAGGUUGUGGAACGAGGAUGAACAAGCAGCUGUGAAGCGACAACUUGGAGACUUUAGUAAACUUGUUAAAGUUCCAGGGAAGAAGGAUUGUGAUGCUUGUUUAGCGGCUGAACCAGCACUGAGCACCAGAACAUGGAGGGAGGUGAAAUAUUUCGUACAUAACUCAAUUCAGUCUUUGAAAAGGAGAGGUCAUGAUAUUGCAUCUAAACCAAGUACACCACAAGAACCAGACACUCAGAUAGAUACGGACUGGGAUGGCCCUGUAUAUCUGUCCCUGUAAACAUUGAGUGAAGAUUAACAGAACACUACUGGAAAAACAUUACAGUUUCAAAAAUAUUUGGAAAGACUCAAGAGGCCUGUGACUAGAGGUUCAAGAGAAACACAUUUGUACUGUUCCAAAGUGAACCCUGGAUUCUAAAUUGAUAUUUGUCUUAGAUACCAGCUUAGAUAUUAUUUUCUGACAGCUAUACUAGUCUCUAAAUAUACUGUUUAAAGUAUUCCAUCAUGUUGAAAUUCUGUUUUUCUACCCCCAUUAUUUAUAGUAUUCUUAUACAUUAUUACAGUUGGAAAAUAAACACAUUUAAUUUCUUUAAGUUUGUUCAGAUUAAGUAUUUUUACAUACAAAAGCAUUGGAUGCUUUCAGUUCAUUUGACCAUUUCAACCCAACUGUGUAAAGGUAUAUGAUCAAAUUAUAAAUGUGAAUCUCACUUCAUGUUGGCUAAGAUUUCUGGUCAUGAUAUUCUCAAGUCUGCUCUCACAAUGGUUUGAAGAAUUCAGUCUGAACUAGGCAUCACACUUCUAAACAGAAACACUACAUCUGUUUGGUGGAAGUUUUCCCCUCUUGUAACUAAACUGAACUUGCUGUAAUUCUGUACAAUAUCUACAAUUACAGUUUUUCCUUCUUUAAUAAUUACUGUAGCAUUUAUAGACGUUAAAGACAAAAACAAAUCUACCAGCGAACCUUUUUAUUUGAAAUGACUGGUGUUGUAUAAUUUCCAAAGGUUAAACCCAAGUAGCCUGUUAUACUUUUGAUUUGGCCAGUAACUUGUUUAUCUUGUAAGCUGCAGUGUUAAUGACCUAAUGUACUUUCUUUUGGAUGUAAAAAAAAUGUUUUUGUUUGUUUGUUUUUAAAUAUGGAUCCAGUUUGUCUGAUUUUAUUUUUAUAUUACCAAUCGUCUUGUAAGCACUACUGAGUAUCUGGAACACUUCAAUUUGUUGGAUUUGUUUGCAUACCAUGAAACCUGAGGGAUAUAUUCUGUGUCGUCAGUUUUGUUUUUAUUUAUUUAUCAAUAAUACUUAUUUAUAUUGUGCUCCUUUCAAAGCAUUAUGGCUGUAUUAGUAUCUGCUCAUCUGUCUUUCCACGUAUAUGACCUUAGGUUGCAUCUCAUUUGUUACCCAUAGGGAUUGAGGAAAUUGACCUUUCGUUAAACUCUUCUGAGGGCUUUCUAGACGUAAAGAUGUUUUAAUGACUAUGUUUGACCAUGGGAGUGGACGUUGGGUAAAUUACCUGGCCCAAACUCUUCAGUCUCAUUUAUGCCAAAGUUGUUAUAUCAUAUGAGGUGGUAGAAAUUAGCAAGUUACAGGCGUUGAUUUCUAAAUCCCUGUUAAAGAUUCAGACUGUUGCCUCUAUUGUAACAAAUGGCAGAUUUGCUAUUAUAGUAUUUCUUCUUUUUAUUUUUUGGAUAAUCUUAGGUUUUCUAUUUUUUUUACCAUGAAGUCUGCCCUGCGACAGACUGGCGACCUGUCCGGGGUAAACCCCGCCUUCGCCCAUCAGUAGGGUUAGGCUCCGGCACCCCUGCGACCCCGAAAGGGAAAAAGCGGACAAGAAGAUGAAUGAAUGAAUGAAGUAUUAGUCUUUUUAGUUUCAAGAUUCUUUUUGCCAGGUUUUGUUUUUACACUGGAUGUUUAGUGAGACCUGUAGAGAAUAUGGACUGUUACUCAGUAGGAUGUUUAACUUGUUAGCAUUGAGCCUUUUUGUAGUUCUUUUAAGAAUCGACAGCAAAGGAAAUAAUUUAAUUUAACUAGCUCUUUUCAUUUUAAACUGAAAUAUCUAACCAGUGUUUAUCCUGCAUCCAAGAAGUUAGUUUUGGAUGUUUGCAACAGACUUUCAAAUUAAGUUCUUUAAGACUGACUUUUUUUUUUUUUUUAAGUAUUUUUGCUUUUGUACUAUAAUUGAAAUGCCCCUGUUUCAAUGUGUUGCAAAGGUCAUCCUUUUUUUCUACAAGUAUUUUGCUACUUUGUGAGCACACAUUGAUGCUUAUUCUGUUUAAGAUCUGUUUCCUUCAAUAAAUGCAUAUUUUCAAGUAUUGUACGGAACCCAAACCUUUGCUUGUACAAUAAAUUACUACUUAACUUAC